AUGGUAAUAAUCAAAUUGCUGGUCUUCUUGACGUUCCUACAACAGGCAUUGGCGGAGAUCAGCUGUCGAAAUGCUGACGGUGAACCGGUGGACUGGUUCGUUGGUUAUAAAUUACCAAAACUUAUAGAUACAGAACAUAUGGGUAACGAGUUUGUAUACAUUGACCCGUUAAAACCGACAUGGGCAAAACCAGAAGACACCACUUCAGUGAACAGCACUAUUGGUCAAACCUUACAACAGUAUUACUCAAACGAAAAUGAUUCUGAGCUGUUUUAUAUGAUGUACAACGAUGAACAUGCAGACGGUAAAGCGGAUUCCAUCGUGGGCACUCGAAAGGUGCAGUGGUGUUUGACAAUGAGACCGGAUUCCGGCUUAUACACAGUGUUCCGAAGUAGACAUUUUACUUGCACAAUGCCAUCAAUCUAUAACUCACAAAUUUCGCUAGAAAUGGCUGUCAAUUAUCCCGAUAUGCAAAAUGUGUUAGCAAAAAAAUCGCUUUCUAGAUCAGCAAAAGUUUAUUGGAUUGCUGAACAACUGCCAUCAGUUGCUGGAUUUCCAUUUACAGUAUUUGGCAAGCAUAAGAAAUUUAAUGCAGAUUUGUAUGCCGAUCUGGUGGCAACAAAUACCUCUUCUUCAUAUUUCACAGAAAUCUGGCCUAAUUGA
Molecule: messenger RNA, 663 nt
Organism: Enterobius vermicularis (human pinworm)
Lineage: Eukaryota; Metazoa; Nematoda; Chromadorea; Rhabditida; Oxyuridae
Source: the annotation of a GenBank genome assembly